AUGCAAUCGUUUGUCAAAGCUGCAGUUGCAAUUGCCUUCCUCAGCGGUGGAAGUUUUGCUCUUCCCACUCAAACCAACACGGUAAACAGACGCGAAAAUGACUUCUUCUUCCCAAUCUGGAUCCCCCCAGCUCCUGCUAAUGGUCCCAUUUAUGCCAGCGGUGCAAAUGGAGGUUACAACUAUGGUGGAAGUGGCGCUAAUGGCGGCAGCAUCUCAAUUAGUAGGCGGGAGACCGAAAGCAAGCAAAAGGACAAUACCUUUUUUCCGCUCUUCCUAGGGUGGAAUCAACCUCCUCCUAAUGGAGCAAUUACUGCAGUGGGUGCCAACGGCGGAACCAACAUAUACGGAGACGGCGCCAAUGGCGGGUCGAUCUCCAUCAACAAGCGCAAGGAUGAUUUUCUCUUCCCCAUCUGGUUCCCUCCGCGUCCUACUGUCAAUGGCCCCAUUACCGCUAGCGGCGCCAAUGGAGGCUACAACUAUAAUGGAGACGGUGCCAAUGGCGGUUCAAUCUCCAUCAACAAGCGAGGGGAAGAUUUUUUCUUCCCAAUCUGGCUCCCUCCUCCUCCUCCUGCCAAUGGCCCCAUUACUGCUAAUGGCGCCAAUGGAGGCUUCAACUAUAACGGAAACGGUGCUAAUGGUGGAAGUAUUUCGAUUGGCAAGCGAGAGACCGAGAGUGAGAAUAAAGAUGGUAUUCUUUUCCCACUCUUUUGGUGGAAUCAGCCUCCCGCCAACGGAGCCAUUACCGCAGAGGGCGCAAAUGGCGGCACUAACAUCAACGGAAACGGUGCGAACGGUGGAAGAAUCUCUAUCGGAUAA
Molecule: messenger RNA, 816 nt
Organism: Psilocybe cubensis
Lineage: Eukaryota; Fungi; Basidiomycota; Agaricomycetes; Agaricales; Agrocybaceae
Exons: 1
Coding region: 1-816 (271 amino acids)
Source: RefSeq, a predicted model, not a curated record